Prunus armeniaca (apricot) is the source of this 216-nucleotide messenger RNA. NCBI's taxonomy places the organism in Eukaryota, Viridiplantae, Streptophyta, Magnoliopsida, Rosales, Rosaceae. The record is from the annotation of a GenBank genome assembly.
AUGGUGAAGGGAACCGUUGAUGAGAGAGAAAACAAGUUGAUAUUUCUGGACCCAAUCAUCAUACUCUGGGUUGGGGAGGAGAGACAGAAAAGCAGAUUCAUCGGCCUUAGCAUUUGGGUUAGGAAUGGUCGGAGGACACAGAGAAGUGCCGUCAACAAAGCUGAGCAAGCGACGGCUGUGAAGGAUAGGAACAAUUUGAGAAGCCACGUCGGAUAA